This is a messenger RNA of Helobdella robusta, 336 nucleotides long. RefSeq lists its product as hypothetical. The transcript has 2 exons. The record is from RefSeq and is a predicted model, not a curated record. NCBI's taxonomy places the organism in Eukaryota, Metazoa, Annelida, Clitellata, Rhynchobdellida, Glossiphoniidae. The coding region runs from base 1 to 336 and encodes 111 amino acids.
AUGGAGGUCACGGAAGACAUCGGGUACUACCAGAUCCUCGACAACUACACGAUAUGGAGGUUGGAAACCGUCGUCGACUCCGAUGAAGCCUCAGCAACACUUCUCACGUCACAAAAUUAUCUCAACAUUCAACCGCAGUUGUUUCCUCCCUCAUCACCUGCGGAGUCGUCACCUAAUAUUUCUUACGAAAUUCCAUUGCACAAAAAGAGAAAUCUAAUUAAAAAUUUGGAAACAUUGAUAAAAGAUAUGCAACAAAAAGUAUCGAGAAUAAAAGCGGAGAUUCCUGACAACACGAAAUUCAACAAAUUUGUUCUCGAAUUGUUGGUCAUCAGAUAA